This is a messenger RNA of Amoebophrya sp. A25, 4721 nucleotides long. The record is from the annotation of a GenBank genome assembly. NCBI's taxonomy places the organism in Eukaryota, Dinophyceae, Syndiniales, Amoebophryaceae.
AGCGAGCAAACUCAAAAGUAGUAAGUUCUCCUCGUUUCAAUCGAAAUCGAAUCGAAAUCGAUUUCGACGUGGCAAGAGAUGAGUAUGAGAAAAUAUCUUUGGUUUUCUUGUUCUAGAAAAAGUAGCGUGUCGAGGUCGAUUCAUAAUUUUUAUGGUCAAUGUCGAAUUCAAUCUUGAGUCGAUGUUUGACGUGAUGACUUAUAUCUUUUUCGCUUAAUAUAAACUAGUGGUCUUAGAAGAAGACAAAGCCCCUGGUAUCUGAGCUUUAGACCCAUUUGGACUCUGUUUUGAUCAUCAUUUUACCUCCAUUUCAUGAGUGCGAUUAGUGUGGUUUAUUAGAACAGAUACAGAAAGAAGAAUAACAAUGAGCGGUCUCGGUGAUGACAGUCCCGGCCGGCUGCCUCGGGGCGGCGGUCGAUUCGUAAGCACGGAUCCAAAUCACCCAGAUGCGAAUUUCGCAGAUGCGCGAGACUUAGGAAACCAAAUUGCGGAAGGCAUGCUAAGGGAUGAUAAGUUUUCAACUAGCCACUUCCUUGAUUUAUGAACAUUGUAGAUGUAUUCACCUUUUCGUCUACUUGUAAAUUUCUCGAUCUUGAAGAAGUACUAGAAAUACUUUCAAAUUGCCGUCGUUGAAGAUGAAGAGAUAGCUGCAGUAUAUGGAGAUGAAAUAAAGAUUGAGUGGGGGCGGUUGUAACAGGAAAUUGAUCGACUUGAUUGAACCUCCACUCAGUUCCUCCGAAUCUGGUCGAUCACGGAAGCGCGGCGCGGGUGAUUCGCCAUCAUCUGGGUCUGCACAACCCAAGAGAGCUAGAAGCUCUUCAUCUUCACAAGGAACGCCACCAAGUGGAGCCGGCUUCUUUGAGGGUAUAAACUUCGCUUCUAGUAGUUCUACUACUUGGCUACGAUUAUUCUCAAGUAACGUCGAAAAGUCAAUCAGCCAGGACCAGGUUAUGGCCACGCUUGAACUACAAGUGAAAUAGGGAAAAUCAAUAUUAAAUCAAAAGCAUAGAAUAAACAGGAGCGUACGCAGGGUCAGGGAUAGGGAUGCCAGGAAGGGAUGGUCGAAGUGGCGGCAGCAAUUCUUCUCCGCAUAGUUCUGAGGGCAAGAACAGAUUUCAACCACAUACGCCUGGAUCCAUAAGCAGCAUGGAGAAGCUACGAAAAGAUGGCGCCUCCAACUCAUCAGCAAGUACGCCCUUUGGUCUUCCAACGCAUGGUUCAGCCGGCAGCAAGGACGCUCGGGAAAUCAAUCAAUACAUCAAAGACCAAGCAGGCGGUGGCGGGCUCAAGAUGCUUGGUCCAAACCCACCAAAGUCAAAAAUGGCCGCAAACUAUUUGGAGGGCCGUUUAAUGAUGCCAGGUUCUUCUAGUUCUAGUCUACUGAUCACUGCCAAAGAUAUUUUUUUGCUCAAGGCUAAUGCUAUACCUCCUAGCCAUACUCUCCGAUCCUUGGGAAUCAAUCAAAUUUUGAAGACAAGCCGCCAGGACAGAAUGAAAUGAUCAAGUAGAGCAGAUACAAGACUUCAUUCAACUAGAGUUGUGAUUCUUCAUCAUAAUUUACAUCAAUACCGGCAAUCUCAUAGUACUACAACUACAAUUUUUAAGGAGGUCAACAUCUUUCAUCUUCUCCAUAAGAACGUUUUCUCAUCUCCAGGAACACCAUUUACGCCACAGCUCUUCAGUAGUGCUAUGAAUGUCCGUUUUCCAAAUUCGGGAUUUGCAGACGCAAAAGUCGUUACGGCUUACCCAGCAGGGCAGGGUGGUCCUCGGGUACUUAUCUAUACUUGCUUCUUCUAUCGAAGUCGAACUGAAUACUCAGAUGCACCGUUGUAGAACACUUUUUCCACGUCCACCGAGGGGAGUAAGAAGCCGACCAUAGUAAUGUUGAUUUUCUGUACUGGGUCUAGGUAUCAUCAACAUCUUUCAUCUUCAUUCUUCGGCGAGUGCACUAUCUUCAAAGGAACAAAUACGAGAACAAGUCUUCUAAAAUGAAUGCACCUGCUACAACCAUCAUCUAUCUCCAGUUCGCAACACUUGUUGAGCCCGAGGCGCCAAGCCCAAGCGCUAUGCAGAACAAGAUCAACCUACCACAAGUUCUGUGGAAGACAUCUGAUGCGUAUUCAUCAAUAAUAUUUUGGACUAGCGGUGAAGUGCAGAGGACAGCCCAACCCGUGUACUCCGAAGUAUACGGGUUUGCAUACCGAAUGACAAUUCUCGCAACGUACGGAAAAUUAUUGAAAAAACGUUACAUCGCACAGCGCAUCACUCUGCCGUCAAACGCGCAAGGCGAAUACGAGACUGAGGUAAUGAUCGUUUAAUAUACGAUAGACACCGCCACAAGAUGUUCUACUUAAUAGAUGAUUAGAAUUAGAAUUACUAUUUUUUCCCAUAUCCAUGGCCAUGAUGAUUUUAGGAUUAGCGUGGUUGCUCAAACGGUCGCUUCUCUUUGUGUCUCCAAACAAAUCACGACAAAUCAUGAAUUCGCAUUCGGAAUUGAUGUAGAAUUUUUUUCCUCCCGCUCCCCGACUCAGCUGCAUAUCAAGGAGGACAGCUUUGACAAAAAGAAGAAUUGGGUACCAGGGAUGUGCGAUCCAGACACCGGGUUGGAGAUUACCCAAGAACAAUGGGGCAUCAUGAGGAAAUAUCUCGUGGAAUUUGAGAAUGAGAACAAUCUCUAUCGCGCAGGCUCGCAUCCGUUGCAAGCGGGGCAAGCGAGACGACCGGGCUUCUACGCGCAGCAGGAUGACAUGGACGACUACGAUGUGCAGCCAAUCAUCACCGAAAACCUCUGCAAGGUAACUAAUCAUGUUUCCGUUGAUUAGCGAGUCCCAAAGGCAAACUGAUUUUCAUGGUCAUGUUGUAGCUGUCAGGUAACAAACUUUUCUCGUCUUGCUCUUUUUUUUCUCAUAACGAUGAAUAAAGUGAAUUGUCCUCGACGCGACAACUUUCCAGCUUUUUAUUUUUCAUCAUUCUUCGAAAAUUACGUUCGUCUUGUUCUUCAUCUCGUCCAUCAGGGCGCUAUCCGCCGCCUUGCUCGUCGUGGGGGUAUUCGACGGAUCAGCAACAAAGUGUACCACGAGGCGCGUAUCAGCUUCCAAAACUGGCUUGAGAAGACAGUCGAGACCGUGUUUGUGUUGACAACGCAUCAGGGUCGGCAGACUGUGCGAACUAUCGACGUCGUGCGCGCACUAAAGAUGCAGGGACGAACUAUCUACGGCUAUGGAAUGGCAAACCGCUAAAUAUUACAUAGUGGAUACGCACGGACGUGGUUGGUACGUCGAGUCAGCAAUGUGGGAAGAAUAAUGACAGAGCCACAAAUUCCUGAUGUAAUGUUGAGGUUAAGGUUUAAGUUAUACAAAAUAUGUCAACGUUGUCACGACGUGAAGAUCGUUCUUCUUACGCUUGGAUUGAUCAUGAUAAAAUGACUUUCUUCUAGUUGUACUUAUCGAUCCUUCAUCUCCAUAUUGAUGGGAGAUUAGCAGAGGACAAGUCGCGCAGGGCUGUCUGGCCGUGAGUACCUAUUAUUUCUACUAUCAAUCGCCAAUAAUUAUUGCCUCUAUGAUAAUCUUUCUUCUUCAAAGAGACAGAUAGUACACUAUUAUGUAGCUGUUGGUGUUGCAGAUAGCCUCUAUGAAACAACCUUAGAUUGAUUGCAAACGCAACGUUGAGUCAUACUCCCAUCUACAUCAAAUGAGCGCCGCCGAAUUUUGGGCUUCCUCCUGAAAAGUGUCGGUAUGCAAAACAUGAAGACGAAGUAUGGCGCUGAACACUCUACAUCUACUAAUAUCUAAGUAAUACAGCAGCACAAAGCUUCCUCACAAACACAAUACAAGUAAUAUGAAAAUGCACCCAUUGACUGUAAUUGCAUUCAUCACACGUCGGCUUUCGUCACGGAAGGCAGAAUUGAAACUCUUUGACAACAGUAUUUACGCCAGUGAAGAAAAUCAAAAACCUCUUUCUAUUAAUGCACUGGCAGACCGAAUAUUCAGUUUGUCUCUCUUCACACAUUCAUUCGUUAAUUAAAGUUGAAUCACUCGUCGUACUCGAUAAAAAUCAUUAUAGCAUACUUUGACCUUUCUCGUCGUAGAUUUCAUAACUAAAAGAAAACUUGUUGAACUUGAUCUAGUACAUGCUGACUCACUUCAUCUCUCUGAGGAGCGGUGGCGCUUUUUGUGUCAUAAAAAGGUACAAAUUGAACCGCAAUGGCAUCUGGUUGUCUGACGGCGACAUUCGAUGUCCUAUUUGAAGCCGAGAUAUGUGUCGAGCCAUCUCGUCUCGAAUACGCGCAUUGCUGUGUCACACGUAUAAACAUCGUUUAUUCUACAAUUAAACGGAGAAAAAUGACACAGGCUAGAACUCGACCUAAUUAAGUAGGUGCAUUUUUGAUAUCAUUCUGCGUUGUCUUCGCAACAAGACAACGACCUCAAACAUUGAUCGUAGUAUCUAUGUGCAAGUAUUUUCCCCGCUCCCGUCCCUUUCAACCAUCGCGAUCGGUAAACGAUGUCCAAGAAACUACAGGUUGUCGAAACAAGUGUAAAAUUGGCAGUGUAAGCUGCGCCACAGCUGCACAGUCACAAAGAAGAUCAACUCAUCUAUAGAGAAAACGCAACAAGUCGAAAUCAUACUUCCAGCGGCAGUGAAAAGAUAUUAGAAUCAAGAGGCAGUGGAAGAUGAACAAGCAGAAGGUUUUUCCAGCAGCGUCAAUGCAAAAGCGAAGACGG